Molecule: messenger RNA, 6375 nt
Organism: Lampris incognitus (smalleye Pacific opah)
Lineage: Eukaryota; Metazoa; Chordata; Actinopteri; Lampriformes; Lampridae
Gene: ahr2
Product: aryl hydrocarbon receptor 2
Exons: 11
Coding region: 542-3718 (1058 amino acids)
Biological process (GO): regulation of transcription by RNA polymerase II
Cellular component (GO): aryl hydrocarbon receptor complex; nucleus
Molecular function (GO): transcription cis-regulatory region binding; protein dimerization activity; nuclear receptor activity
Source: RefSeq, a predicted model, not a curated record
GCUCGCUCGGCCUCGGUACCACCUUAAAUAAGCUUUCUCCCGUUGCGCACGCCGCCCGCGCGCACACGCCGCCCGCGCGACGUACGGCAGCUCCGUCGAAUCACAACUGGAAUGUAUCCGGAGUCGUCGUGACGGACAGGAGGAGUUUGUACAUAAAGAGCCGCGAGGCGGUUUGGUUUCUUUCGUCGUUUUCUUUUUUUUUAACUUUUCGUUGAAGUCAAUACGGCCGCCGCGUUUCCGCCGCCGGCAUGGGGAAUAGGAGAACUUAGGAGAACUUUCAGUCGCGUCGCAACGACGUGUGGACACCGAGCUCUCGUCCCGAGGCACACGGCACGGCGGCGUCCCGUCGGCCGACCAAACCGGGAUUUGCGGAGGGUUUUUCUUUUUUAACAACCUUCAAAGUUUCCUCUUUGCCCCGUGAACGUUGUGUCUUCGGGGUGCGCGUCGUGCUUCCCGAGUGCGCUUGGACGGCCGAGAGGAGCGAGACCCGACGAAGGACCGAACUCGCCGUCAAGACUUUAAACUCGCUUUCGACUUGACGAUGUUGGGGAAUGUGGCGCUCUACGCAGCGAAGAAACGGAAGAAGCCGGUCCAGAAAGUGCCGAAGGCCCCGGCUCCCGACGGCACCAAGUCCAACCCGUCCAAACGCCACCGGGACCGGCUGAAUAGUGAGCUGGACAAGCUGACCAGCCUGUUGCCCUUCCCGGACGACAUCAGGGCCCGGCUGGACAAGCUGUCUGUCCUGCGUUUGAGCGUGGGCUACCUAAAGGUCAAAAGCUUCUUCAAUGCCACAACCAAGACAAGUCCCAACGGCUCCAGCUGGCCUGGCGAGAGGAGCCUGAUGUUCGGGGGAAACGCUCCGACCUCCCAGCCCGUUUCCGCCGCUCCAAAUGCUGCCGUCAACUCCUCCAUGGUGGCCUCCAUCGAUGGAGUCACCUUCUCUGAGGGGGACCUGCUGCUACAGGCAUUAAAUGGCUUUGUGUUGGUGGUGACAGCCGAAGGCUACAUCUUCUAUACUUCUCCAACCAUCCAGGACUAUCUGGGCUUCCAUCAGUCUGAUGUCAUCCACCAGAGUGUUUUCGAGUUGAUCCAUACAGACGACCGCAGUCUGUUUAAACGGCAGCUACACUUCGCCCUCAACCCAAACCCCAGCUCCAUGGACAGCACUACAGGGCCCCUCAGUGACCAAAGCACCAGUGAGAUCAGCAGCAACGUCAUGACCUAUGACCCUCUGCUGAUACCCCCGGAGAACUCCUCCUUUCUGGAGAGGAGCUUCUGCUGCCGUUUCCGCUGCCUGUUGGACAACUCGUCCGGUUUCCUGGCCCUGAAUUUCCGUGGUCGCCUGAAAUACCUGCAUGGGCAGAACAAGGUGUCAGAGGACGGUACUAUCAGUCACUCCCAGCUGGCACUGUUUGCCGUCGCCACACUGGUCCAGCCACCGUCAAUCCUAGAGAUCCGAACCAAAACCCUUAUCUUUCAGACCAAACACAAGCUGGACUUCUCCCCCAUGGCCAUCGACACACGGGGGAAGGUGGUUCUUGGUUACAGUGAAAUUGAACUCUGUAUGAAGGGAACUGGAUACCAGUUUAUUCAUGCUGCUGACAUGAUGUACUGUGCAGACAACCACCUCAAGAUGAUCAAAGCAGGAGAAACUGGAUUCACAGUCUUUAGGCUGCUGUCUAAAGGCGGGGCGUGGGUCUGGGUUCAGGCCAAUGCCAGACUGGUCUUUAAAGGAGGACGACCGGAUUUCAUUGUGGCCAGACAGAGAGCACUGACAAAUGAGGAGGGCGAGGAGCACCUUCGACUCAGACAUCUGCAGCUCCCCUUCAGCUUCACCACUGGGGAGGCAUUACUGUAUGACGUCGGCCCCACCCUGGAUGUCUCCAACCCCUGCUCCGCUCCGAAGCAGCGCAAGGUGGACGACCUCUCCAUCAGCCCCGGCUCCCUGCUUGGCUGCAUGCUGAGCCAGGACCAGGCGGUCUACUGCCAACACAACAACACCAACUCCUUGAACAGCCUGAAUGAUGUGGCCUUCAAAGACACCCAUGCCUUGGUCAAUGUCCCCGGGGACACUGGGCAACACCAGGCUCCCAGUACGAAUAACCUGAUGAAGGCGGGAGGCAACAUGCAGGACAUGAUGGAGACCUUGCAGCAGAUAUUAGGGGACAGUGAGCUCACUGGUGGGCUGGACGUGGAGCCCACAGAGCUGAAGGACUGGGAGAACAUCCUUCUGAAGAUGAACAGUGGCAGCUGUGGCGUGUCUGAGGACAUGGACGAGCUCCUCAGCAAUGACAUCCUGAGCUACGUGGAGGAGCAGCUCCUCAAGGAGGGCGGUCUGAAGAUACCAGAUCAGCUGGAUGACAUCCCAGUCUGCCUGUCUGGCCUGGACCUUCAGAGUCAGGAGCCCCUGAUGGGUGAAGAGCAACAGAACUUCGACUGGACCAUGGAACCACAGAACCAGAUCCUACGCAACGGAAGGCAAACAGUGACAAAGAAACAAAACUCUGUCCCAGGAAUCAUGAACCUGACACACAUGGGUCCUCCUCAGAUGGGUUCUUUAGGGUUAAACGGUCCAACCCUACAGCAGAUUGCCUCCCAAAGCACCUUCUCCCCCUCUGUUGGUCUGCACUCUGAUAUCAGCCCCACAGGUGGCCUUUCCAAAACGGCGACCUUCAACCCUUCACUGAUGGACUCUUGUGCCCAGACACAAAGCCAGCUCAGAAACCUUCAGCCCACAGCCAAUCAAAAUGGACACAGAUCCUGCUCGCUCAGGCAAACCUCACCCAAUCAGUUUCAGUCCCACCAAAUGUCUCAGUCAAUCCAAAACCACCUUGCACCAAGUGUGCCAGCUGAUCUAUCAAUCAGCCUCCUGGACCAAAACCCAUCAAGGCAGUUUAAUCCCUCUUGUCAGAACGGCCAAUGGAUCUCCCCCAUUCCCGAUUUAAACCGAACUGAUAACUUUGUAGAGAAUUACAUCCAGAAUAUUUCAAAUCAGUCAGGAUUUAGUUUGGAGCCUUCCUCUUCCAGCUUUACACAGUGUCAAUUUCCACUUCAGACACAAAAUGUUGAGAAUCACAGACAAACAUGGCCACCCCAGCAACAACAGCCCCAACACAUGCCAACAUUACUUUCUAAUGAACACCAACACGUCAGCCCUCACCUCGGCCAGGCACCAGGAUUUCAGCUGGGCAUAACUCAAGUUCCAGAGAACUGCAGACCAUUCAUGCCUCCAAAUACCUCUAGCACUGCAUUUCCAACCCAACAGGAAAUGGAAGCUCCUCCUUUAGUGCCUUCCAGCAGCUGCAUGUUUGCAGGUAGCACCCCGUCUGUGCCAGUCAACGCAGUACAACUCAACCAUGCUUCCCAGCAAGCCCCCACAGGGCCUUCCUGUCAGAGGUUUAACCCCUCCAAUGGCCAGAGUUCCUCCGAGAGCUCCUGUUACUACCAGGGGCUUCCCAGUGGGCGGUCACUGGGGGGAAUGACUGUCAUCCCACAUGAGGAUAGUAAUGUCCAGCCUCUGUCCUGCCAGAUGGCCCCUGGCCUUGCCCUGGACAGCCUGCUGCCACAACAACAACAACAACAACAACAACAACAACAACAACCUUACAUCAACUUCAAUGAGCAGAGCCAGAUCAAGAACCGUCCAAUCAUGGGGAACAGAGGGUUUCCUUUCUCCUCGCUGCCCAAUGGGAACACAUAUUAUGCAAAGAACAACUAAAACCCAGGGAAUGUGUCUCCGAAAAGGCCAACCUCUUCAUGGACUCAACAGGUUGAAAAUGAGGAACCUGUCUCUACAUGCUGGCAAAGUGGACUGGAGACUGGUGGACACACUUCCUUCCCUUUUCCCAGUUUUAGGGAACAUCACUUCAGGAGGGACAAAGGAAACGAUUCAUCGGGUUUCUGUGUUGAACAGAGGGCUUUAAACAAACAAAACAAAAUGGCUGUUUGAAAACAAAAAUUAGAAAACAUUUGUUCUCCUCUACCAACUCUCGACACAAAAUGCAUGCCCUCCAAACACUGAAGUGCUCCAUGCGUUUCUCUUUUUGUCAGAGGACUGCCACACUGAGAAGGAUCAAUCCAGGAUCAAAGUCCAUGUUGUUUUGCUGUUUUUAUCCUUUGGAAAAAUGGAUCUUGAUUCAAUUGAAUUCAUUUCAAGUCUCUAUUGCUCUGUAAGGGAAAUGUGGUUUGCAGACGAGGUUUAAACCAAACACACGCGCACGCACACACACACACACAUACACACACACACAUAUGUACACAGACACUUAUGCAGACAGGAAGUCACUCAAAAUCUAAGCAAUUUGGUGCAUCUCCAGAUUUUAAGUCUUCCCUUGCAGUUCUGUUGCUGAGCCAAUUCUGUUUUUGCUGCGUUUAUGUUUGAUGUGUUUCUUCAGUAUUGGUGGCUGCUGCAGUUUUCUGUACAGAGAAAAACACACACACACACACACACACACCACACACACACACACACCGAGGGGGCGUGGCUGCGCCGGGACUGACGAAACAAGUUUUUUUUAAAUAUUAAAGGGACAGUCUGUCAUGGUUUGCAGAUGACACAUUUCAGUCAGAUUAUAGGAUACAGCUAUAAUUAACAUCGAAUACUUGAUAAACCCCACUUCUCAUAGAACAAUAAGCUUAACCAAAGCCUUAAUCUUUGCCUUAACUUAAGCGCUUAAGAAUGCCACCGCGUUAGCCCUUUAAAUAUUCUUCUCCAGUGUCAAAAUAUGAAGUCGUAUAUGCAGUAUGUAGAAUUUGGUCUUAACUGAGACGCCAUUCACUUAAAAUGUUCACGUUCUCCGACGAGAUAACGCGUAACAAUACACAGCAGCUUGCCUGUAGCCUCGCGCUCGAACCCACGGCCAAGUGUACGCGUCCGGCUCACGUUGAAGUCGGUCUGACGCUCGUCCUGUCCUGUCAGCUUGUCGAACUGCCUGUUAAACUGAAAGCGACAGCCCUCUCUUUCUGCCCUGUCACCCUCUUGGACGAGUGGAAACGCUUCUUCUUCUUCUUCUUCUUCUUCUUCUUCUCCUUUUCUCAAACGUAUUUACGUAGUCCCGUUCGUGCUCAGCUACUUCUUCCCGUGUUUUUCUCACUUCACUUAAUUUAUUCACGCUCUUGCGCGCGCUGGGAUCGUCGUCGGCACGCGGGCCCCGGCGUGGAAAGUGGAAAGAUAAGAGGCAGCUAUUGUGUGUUUCCAAAUGAGGAAAGACGAACAUUUGAAAGGAAGAGAGUGAUGUUUCCAGUGUGCGGGAUAAGGGUCAUAUGGGUGUGUGGGCGGGCAGGUGGCCAUCAAGUGCCCCUAAACUGAUCUCAGUUGACUGUCGAAUGUAAAAUCACCCCUUCGCCUUAGGACGCAUAAUCCGAGCCUCACUGCAAAAAAACAAAACAAAAAAAAAACCCAGUUAUAGUAGUGUAAACUACUAAUAAGACACGUUAGCCCCUAGGUAACGGGUCUGACCCUUUAACCGAGCGGUUAGCGAUGUCGCCUUGUGGUGCAGUACACCUCGUAUCGAAUCCCGCACCGGGCAAGAAAAUAAUCGGUUACAGUGGUAACGAAUAAAGAAAUCCCUUGCUCUCCUUUUCUUGCUCUGAGUCGCAAACUCUGUUUGUUUUUGUUUUUUUCUUCACAGGAGUUAAAUAAGCCGACGGUGAGAUUGUUCAACUCUUUUUCGGUGCUGUUGCUAUCGUUUCAGGAAUAUUCCUUUAAAAACAGUUCUUCUACCAAAUUGUUUUUUAACAUCGUAAACAAGAGAAUGACCCCCCCCCCAUCCCCCAUCGUGAAUUUUCUUUAUUUAUUUUUAAGAUAAGUAAGAUUUUAAGACUCAGUAGAGGACAGGUGGUGUUGCAAUAAUUUUUGUUGUUUCGUCUUGUUGUUGUUGUUUUUUUUCCGCAGUGCAUCCACCUUGUUGCGAUGUGACCACCUCUAACCAAGCCUACGUAGAUCCUUAGUGUUGAUAUACGCAACUCGCUUUCAGCAUAUUAUUUACCUUUCAAAAAAGGCUUAUAUCUGUCAAAGGAGAUGCUUUCAUACACGUGUUGGAGGCCAAGACUCUGAAAUGCAGUAUCAUUGUGUACUUGUACAUACAUAUAUCUAUAUAUAUCUUCUUUUUUUUUUCAAACUGCGUAUCAUCGUAUCAUCAUGUGUAUUUCUGUGAUAUAUUGCCUUAAUCUUACUCACGCCUGUUAUAUUUUGUAUUUUCUGCACAGCAGUUAUGUAAUCCUUUUUUUAUUACUUUUAAACAUUUUAUAAUUUGUGGAUUUUUCGUUUUUGUUGUUUGUUUUUUGUUUUUUUCUCUAACAAUGUAUCAGCGUUUAAAAUCCGCUGUUCUGCUGUCUUUUGUACACCACAUUAAAAUGGCUUAUAAUCACCCAGAA